Culex quinquefasciatus (southern house mosquito) is the source of this 1322-nucleotide messenger RNA. Its product is annotated as pyruvate dehydrogenase E1 component subunit alpha, mitochondrial. Gene Ontology annotation, biological process: pyruvate decarboxylation to acetyl-CoA. Gene Ontology annotation, molecular function: pyruvate dehydrogenase (acetyl-transferring) activity. Bases 110 to 1282 code for a protein of 390 amino acids. Lineage: Eukaryota; Metazoa; Arthropoda; Insecta; Diptera; Culicidae. Gene Ontology annotation, cellular component: intracellular membrane-bounded organelle. The record is from RefSeq and is a predicted model, not a curated record. The transcript is spliced from 6 exons.
UCUGACUAAUUGAUUAGUUUAUAGUGCAGUUCAGUCUCUUAGUUUGUUUCGCUUCGAGCUGCAGCGCAAUUUCCGAAAAGUUUAUUCACUUCUGGUUGUUUCUUGCACAAUGUAUCGCUCAAUUUUGGCGGCUAUUUUUUCGCCAUUUUCAAGGGCAUCGCUGAGAUCUGUGAACUCCUACUCGACUGAGGCGACUUUUGAGACAAUGCCCUUCAAACUCCACAACCUCCAAACUGGACCACCAACGUCUGCCGUGAUCAACAGGGAUGAUGCCGUCGAAUACUACAAGCAGAUGCAAACGAUUCGCCGGUUGGAGACUUCCGCCGGAAAUCUGUACAAGGAGAAGAUUGUCCGCGGGUUCUGUCACCUGUACUCGGGUCAGGAGGCUUGCGCCGUCGGUAUGAAAGCGGCCAUGCGUCCCCAGGACAACAUCAUUUCCGCGUACCGAGUUCACGGUUGGACCUACCUGAUGGGGGUCAGUCCGAAGGGGGUGCUGGCCGAGUUGACCGGAAGACAGAGUGGUUGUGCGAGGGGAAAGGGUGGAUCGAUGCACAUGUACGCACCGAAUUUCUACGGUGGGAAUGGAAUUGUGGGGGCGCAAGUUCCUCUGGGUGCUGGGGUGGCCUUGGCUUGUCAGUACAAAGGUAAUAACGGCGUUUGUUUAGCGCUGUACGGCGAUGGAGCUUCGAACCAGGGGCAAGUCUUCGAGGCCUACAACAUGGCACAUCUUUGGAAGCUUCCGUGCAUUUUUGUGUGUGAAAACAAUGGUUAUGGAAUGGGCACCAGUGCAGAUCGGUCAUCCUCAAACACCAACUACUUUCAGCGAGGAGACGUCCUGCCAGGAAUCUGGGUCGACGGAAUGGAUGUCGUGGCCGUUAAAUUAGCCACAGAUUUCGCCAUCGAUUACGUCCUCAAGAAUGGACCACUUGUGAUGGAGGUGUUCACGUACAGAUAUUCUGGUCACUCAAUGUCCGACCCCGGUACCAGCUACCGAACACGUGACGAGGUGCAGGAAGUCCGUCAAACGCGUGACCCCAUCACUUCGUACAAAGAGAAGAUCUUAACGGCUGGAUUGGCGACGGUUGAUGAAAUAAAGAAAAUCGAUGCCGACAUCAAAAAGGAAGUUGACGAAGCCACCAAGUGGGCAAAGGCUGAUGCGGAAAUUGGGCUACCCGAGCUGACGACCGACGUUUAUGCGAACAAUGUGGCGGGUGACAUUCGAGGAUCGAACCCCUACUCCUGGCUCAAGCACAGCACGCUGAACAAGGCAGUGAAUUUGUGAAUGUGGAACGAUUGUUGUUAGCUUUGUAGUGCAAUUGAAC